Messenger RNA from Anguilla rostrata (American eel), 2760 nucleotides. Its product is annotated as leucine-rich repeat, immunoglobulin-like domain and transmembrane domain-containing protein 1. The transcript has 6 exons. Gene Ontology annotation, molecular function: protein binding. NCBI's taxonomy places the organism in Eukaryota, Metazoa, Chordata, Actinopteri, Anguilliformes, Anguillidae. Gene Ontology annotation, cellular component: endoplasmic reticulum membrane. The coding region runs from base 637 to 2313 and encodes 558 amino acids. The record is from RefSeq and is a predicted model, not a curated record.
UAGCAAAUUCGGGCAAUUCUAUUUAUUAACGGCUGCUUGAAAAAUUCAACACAAGAUGUCACAGGACAUAGGGCAUAUUAGAACCAGAGAUUAGAACAUGGCUCGAGAACCUGCUGCUCAUGGCGUCAUUUUCCCCAAACCACUUUAGCGCAAACCACGCCCCGUAGUUGCAAUGGAAUCGAUUCUGAACGUUCGAAAUGACGCGACUGACACAGACCUAGCAGCAGGCUACGGCUACAUUAGCUUGCUAACGUGUUAUGGUAGGCCUUUGCGCUGGCUAGUAUGCAUCGACUCGUGUACGUUUUUUUUGCAGAAAUUCUCCCAAGCCUCCUGGUGCUCCAAACUUGUGCACAAUCGCUGUGGUCUGAUGGAACUUCUCCCUGGUCACCAGGUGCUCCACACAUUUGAGGGGUAUUUCCUCUGGUUCGGAGCUCUUGUCCAUCUCAGUGUAGUUGCUUUUAUCACAACCUGAGUGAUGGAUCCAAGGCCAGGAGCGUCAUUUGCAAUGACCCGGAGAUCUCGUUGGUCCCCGCCAAUUUUCCUGCUGACACCUCAAAACUUCGAAUUGAGAAGACGGCAAUCAAGCGGAUUCCAAGCGAAGCUUUCUAUUACCUCUCAAAUUUGGAAUGUCUGUGGAUGUCUUUCAAUUCGUUGUCUAAAUUAAAUACAGACAGUUUCCGUGGCUUGUACAGCCUUGAAGAACUGAGAUUGGAUGGCAACUCCCUUACGUCGUUUCCCUGGGAAUCGCUUGCUGACAUGCCCAGCCUGAGACUCCUCGAUUUGCACAACAACCAAAUGACUUCACUCCCGACGGAAGCGACCGUUUACAUCAGAAACCUGACGUACCUGGAUUUAUCUAGCAAUAACUUGGUCACUCUACCGUCAGAGGUUCUCUCCAGUUGGCUAUCUGUAAAACCCACACAGAGUGUAGACAAUUCCAAGAUGAUUUUAGGUCUCCAUGACAACCCCUGGGUGUGCGACUGUCGGCUCUUUGACCUGGUGCAGUUUCAGAAGUCGCCCUCCUCCUCGGUAGCGUUGAUAGACACGCGGCUGCGGUGCUCUGAGCCCGAGAGCGUGUCGGGGAUCCUGUUCAGCGACGCUGAGCUGCGGCGGUGUCAGGGGCCCCACGUGCACACGGCCGUGGCUCGCGUCCGCAGCGCCGAGGGCAACGGCGUCCUGCUGCGCUGCGGCUCCGUCGGCAUCCCCGUCCCAGACCUGUCCUGGAGCAGAGCCGAUGGGAAGCCAGUGAACGGGACCGCCCAGCAAGAGACUUCAAAGGAGGGGAUGGUGUGGUCCAUCCUGAACGUUGCGGCUGUGUCCCAGGGGGACUCAGGGAAGUACAUCUGCAAGGCCAGGAACUUUGUAGGAAGCGCAGAGGCCACCAUUUCCCUGAUAAUAACAGAUUCGGCGAGAACAGAUAAUCAAACCGACGGCACCAAGAAAUCCAGGGGGAAGAAACCCAGCGGAAAAGCCGCCGCCUACCAGGAAAAGCUGCUGGCCAGGUAUAUGGGCCUGACGACUGCAGCCCCCACCCCCCUCAUUCCUCCAUCGGCCUUCACUGGGCAGGUCCCAGACACGGAGAGCUACAGCAGUUCCGGCCGUGCGCCAGAUGUGCCCACGCCCAGUCCGGCCCUAGCGCAAGGGCUGCUGGGCCUGGAGAAAGCCAACCUGAGCAAUCUGAUGGCCAAUACCUCAUCCCUCCAGCAGGACCGGGACCGCGUGGUCCGCUCGGUCAAAGUGGUCGGGGACACGGACCACACGGUCUCGCUGAACUGGAGGGCCCCCACGGCCAAGAACACCACGGUGUUCAGUGUGCUGUAUGCCGUGUUCGGGGAGAGGGACAUGCGGAAGAUCAACGUCGGCCCGGGCAAGAACAGGAUCACCAUUCAGGGUCUGGUGCCAAAGACGAAGUACAUCGCCUGCGUGUGCGUCAGAGGGCUGAUCCCUAAGAAGGAGCAGUGCGUGAUCUUCUCUACGGACGUAGCGGCCAGCGCUAGCGGGACCCAGAAGCUCAUUAACGUGGUUGUGAUUACGGUGGCCUGUGUGAUAGUGGUCCCUCUGACCUUAAUCGUGUGCUGCGGAGCUCUGAAGAGGCGCUGGAAGAAGCUGUUCGGGAGUAAGUCUAAGGAGAUCCAGGACUCCUAUGUCACCUUCGAGACUCUCUCCCCCGGGACCAGAGCCAAAGUUCAGCAGGGGGAGUAUCUGACCCGGCCCAACCCGGAGGAGUCCAACCGGCUCCUCUCAGCCCGGUCCAGCCUGGACUCGGAUGCCACGGCUAAAAUCGAAGGACAGAAAAAUGAGUAUUUCUGCUGACCCCACCCCUGCCCCCUGAUGACCCUCCCCCCCUUCCCUUUGGAAUUCCAAAAAGGGCAGUUUGACUUUGCACAGGGCAGCUCAGAGUUCAGAACAAUGUAAGGAUUCACCACAGAACCAUGGUGGAGUGACAUCUCGAGUGUGUGAGGUGAUGGCGUGUGGAGCGAUGGUACAUUGUACAGAUCACAUAUGUCAGUUCAGGAUGUGAAUCCCAUUUUCCAUUUGUGAUACACAAUAUUUUAAAUAUGUCCUGCAAUAUUCUGGCACAGUUAUUUUGUACAUACAACCAUUAAAAGUGGCACCCAACCAGUACUGAGGGAAUUUGCUUUAAGUGGAACACAUUACAUGGACUGAGAGGAAAAGGGAAAUGUAAUUAUUAUAAAUGUAAAUUUCCAUGACUGUGUAUGCACGUGAUUGGCUUCAUUAAAUUUUAUAACAUUCACUCAA